AUUGUAGUAUUUAAAGUAGGAGUAGUAAGGUUGACUACUGUUUAGUGGUAUUUAAAGUAGUAUUUAAAAGUACCAUGUCGUACUGUGAUAUGACUCUUACAGUCAACUUUGAUGGUAAAUAACUUGACUUUGGUGCAUAAUGCCAGACCCAGACCAGUGUCUCCUUGUUCUGCCAGACCCAGACCAGGUCUGAAACGGUGUUCUACUAAUUUGACUCUACUACUACGGUGUUCUACUAAUUUGAGGAAGUGCCAGUUUGAGGAAGUAUUUUUAUCAAAGGUCAAAGAUCAGCCAUUGGUUUCAAGGUUGUUAAUAGUAAUAAAUAGUAAUAAUAAUAAUGAUUAUUCCAAAGCAAUGCAGUGAUAUGGGUUCAUAUUUGCUGUGGUAGUAGUCUUUGAAGUACUAAGUAGUAAUGUGAAGGAACAGUGUUCUACUAAUUUGAGGGAGUCGUUUUAUGAAAGGUCAAACUUCAGCUAUUGGUUUCAAGGCUGUUUAUUGUAAAAAAGUUUAGUAAUGAAUGAUUCCAAAACAAUGCAGUAAUAUGAGUUCAUAUUUACUGUGGUAGUAGUACAUAAAGUACUAAGUAGUGCUGUGAAGGAUUGAUGUUUUACUUAAGAUGAGGAACUUAUUUUAUUCAAAGACAAGUUUUUGAAUAAAGGCCAUUUGUAUUUUUUUUACAUUUCAUCUGUAACUGUAAAUAUCACUUCUGAUAUUUUGCAGUUUACCGUAAGUUUCCAUAGGACGUUAGGUCUAAUAUCAUCUCCAUUGUUCACUACAGUGAGUCUUUUGGCACUCGCGCACUUCAACUAUAGCGACGGCUAAUUUGAUCACGGAAAAGCAAACAACGGCUCAUUGACCGCGGUCGUUCGGUCACCAGUUAACGCGGAUACUCUUAAAUUCGAAACACCGCUGUCUAAAGUCCAUCCAUAUGUUAGAAAAACACAUACGGCCUAUUAAAUGUGGCAGGUGCGCAGGGUCGAUGUAAAAACUUUAAACUGCAUUUAGUGACCACACAACAACCUCAGCAGUUAACUUUAGCUCUUUGUGUUAGGUCCACACAAAUCAGGCGGAACAAGAAAAUGUAGAAAACUUCCGGGUAUGAGCUCUGCAUUUGGCUUUAGGCUGUUCCUCACUUAUAAAACAAGAACGAGCAAGCGAAUUCAAAUGCGACGAAAUGUAUAAUAGCAAACAUGGAACACAAGUGAAAAGAAACAUAACGCGUAUUUCUAAAUAAAUAUCAAUCAGUGUAUGUUUAGAUAUUAAAAAUGUGACUUAGAAUAAAGUCAGACAUUCCGAAUUAAAAAGCUUUAUCUUUAGUAAAAAAAAGACCUUCAAAUAAAAUGAACUAGAGAGAGAAGGAUUCGUGUCCACGAAACGUCAUGUUGUUAAUCCGACACCUGAACCAAUUAGAUAAGGUGAGCGCCGGGCGUUUCCCGUCAUGCUCUGGGGUUGUGCUGUAGGUGCGGAGGCGGAACCUGGCGCCUGAAACUGCUAUCGCCUCGGUUUCACGAGGUCAUCGUUGAUUACAUAGGCAGUUCUGAGUGAUUCUUGACGUCAGAGCAAGUUGAAGAGAGACCUAACCUGUCUGUUCACCUGGAACGAGCCUCGGUAGGAGGAUGUAGUUAGGGCGCGUUGCGCAGGUAGUUUUCAGUGUCGGCCAUUCUGGGAAACAUGGGAAAAGUCCAGGAGUUCGAGAUCACGUUUGACCAAAACAAAGACACGUACAGUCCAGGCGACUCCAUCACCGGGACCGUGACCAUUAAGCUAAACCAGCCGCUGCCGUGUAAAGCCAUUAAAGUGAACUGCAAUGGUUUCUGUGGCAUCAGCAGCAAGGCACAGGACACUGCAUGGACAACAGAGGAGCAGUACUUUAACAGCACCACCUCUGUCGCAGACAAAGGAACCAUGAAACAGGGAGAACACACGUUUCCCUUCAAGUUUCUCAUACCAGCAUCUGCUCCAACAUCUUUUGAAGGCAACUAUGGUAGAAUCAUCUAUAGAGUGAGAGCCUUUAUUGACACGCCACGAUUUUCCAAAGACUACAGCACAGAAAAAUAUUUCUACCUGCUGAGCCUUCUGAAUCUGAAUGAAGUCCCAGACAUAUGGGGGCCGUGUUCAUCUGCAGUUACACAGCAAUUCACCUACAUGCUGAUGAAAACUGGCACAGUGGUGAUGAAGGCCCAGACUGAUAUGAAGGGUUACACCCCAGGCCAGGUCAUCCAGGUAACAGUCAGCAUCUACAACCAAUCUGGAAAAAACACAGGCAACAUGGGCGCCAGCCUGAUGCAGAGGGUGACCUAUGAGACAAAGAGGCCCACGUAUGAUCUAAGGAUGAUCGCAGAUGUGGAGGGAGGUGUGGUUAAGGCCGGCAAAGAGGCGGAGUGGAAGGAACAGAUCAUCGUUCCUGCUCUUCCUCAGUCAUCUCUCGCUGGAUGUGAUCUUAUAAAAAUUGAAUAUUAUGUUAAAGUCUGUCUAAAGUCUCCAGAUGUCAUGCUGACCCUACCCAUCCAUAUUGGGAACGUCUCACUUGAUAAAAAACGACACCCUUCCAAAAAAGCUCAUCUUUCCUUCUCUGAUUGUGCUGAAAAUACAGCAGCAUGUGUUUUCCCCCCAGACAAUGCCACCUCUGCCACUACUCCCCCCCUGACCUCUAGAAGUACUCCAAAACCUGCCCCCCGUUCUGCUCCUCGCUCCAGGAUGUCUUCUCUUAUUUCUCCCAGUGCUCCUCCAGCUGACUACCCUAAAGAACAUGGUGGGAGUACCACAGAUGGCAGCUUUCCCAGCAAGCGCCAGUCUCAGUUGGUUUCACCCAGUGCUUUCAGCUAUGCUCCAGGUCUCUCCUUCACCCAGACCCAGAAGGACAGUGGGCCUGUUAGACAGGCCUCAGCACCUUACCCCGCUGACAACAGCUGCAGCUCAAUACCAGCACCGCAUGCCAUGCCACAGGAAUACGUGUCAGGUUAUCCACAAGAUGCGCCUCCUUCUUAUGACGAGAGUUGCAACGCAUGAAGUAAAUCAAGCACCAGAACCCCUUCUCCCGAUGUAUGCUGGCACAAAGGAACACUUACAACAACCAGUCUGCUUCUGGAUCAUUUUAAUAGCACUUUAGGAAAUAGAUAGGCAAACCUAUAUUAAAGAAAGAUGCAUUUUAGCCUCCUUUUGUAUGUGUUGGCUGUCUUCACGCUAGGCAUUAGUUCUGUUUGAUUAAUUGUACUAUUUUGUUAUUAGGUUCACUAAAUCCGAAUCAAUCACACCCACAGAACUGUUUUACCGUUGUUUUACAACUGCUGUGUAGAUUUGAAUAAAUCAGUUUUACAUUAAGUUUUA
This is a messenger RNA of Betta splendens (Siamese fighting fish), 3327 nucleotides long. RefSeq names its product arrestin domain containing 1a (gene arrdc1a). The transcript has 8 exons. NCBI's taxonomy places the organism in Eukaryota, Metazoa, Chordata, Actinopteri, Anabantiformes, Osphronemidae. Gene Ontology annotation, biological process: protein transport. Gene Ontology annotation, cellular component: cytoplasm. Bases 1672 to 3009 code for a protein of 445 amino acids. The record is from RefSeq and is a predicted model, not a curated record. Gene Ontology annotation, molecular function: ubiquitin-like ligase-substrate adaptor activity; ubiquitin protein ligase binding.